CUGCAUUAUUUUUGCGAAGUUCUCUCCCUUUCUUUGCAUGUUUUGAUAGGAGGCGCUACGUGUGAAGUAAAUUACAAACACACCCAAUUACGCUGAUCGUAAGCUUUGGAAUUUACUUUAUUAGGAAACAUUUGAUAUAUUAGAGUGUUCAGACAGAUACAAUAAAAAUGGGAUUCUGUGGCGGAUGUGCGAAAGCAUUGCUCAUUAUUUUCAACUUUAUAUUUUGGCUGUCAGGGGCUGCCAUCCUUGGUGUGGGAGUAUGGAUGAUUGUGGAUAAAAACAUCGGCAGUUACUUUGAUGUCCUCAAUAUGGACUCUCAUGAUCAGUUCUUUAAAUAUGCAGCCUAUAUCCUGAUAGCAUUUGGCGUGUUUGUUUUCCUUGUUGGCUUCUGUGGUUGCUGUGGUGCAAUCAGGGGAAGUAAAUGUCUCCUUGGACUGUAUGUUUUCUUCUUGUUCAUCGUUUUUGCUGGAGAAUUAUGCGCCGGAGUCUUGAUGAUUGUCUACAAAGUAGAGAUUGAGGAUAAGUUGGACACUACAUUGACAAAUUCUAUCAAAGAAAAGUAUGGUACAGAUAGUGAGACAACUCUCACAGGCUCAUGGGACGUCGUUCAAAUCCAGUUGGAAUGUUGCGGUGGAGUGGGACCUGAAGACUAUGAUGGAAGCAAAUAUGUUGGUGCCAAAACUAGGAAUCUGCCACCAUCUUGCUGUGUCCUAAGUAACAUGAAAGAAGCUGAAGAAGAUCCUACCAAAGCUAUGCCGAAAAAUGACACCAAUUGUAAAGAUAAGAUGGAAGGAUACUACCAUAAUAAGGGCUGUAAGGAUGGACUUCUGGACUGGGCUAAGAGUCACACAGCUAUUCUAAUAGGUGUUGGAAUCGGUGUAGCCUGCUUACAGAUUUUCGGAAUAGUGUUUGCUUUGUGCCUGUGUCGUCAAGUUGACAGAGAGGAGAAAUAUUAGAUCACCCAGUUAUCGCUGACAUUUUACACACUUUUUUCCUAUUUGACUCUUAUAUUAACUGUGGAAAUUUGUUAUGACUCUUAUUAACUGUGUCAAUUUGUUUUACCAUCUUUCAGUAACAAAAUUAAGGUUUUUAAGGAUACAUUUCGUCCCCUUAGGGCAGUAGCUAGUUAAGACCCUCAAAAUUUAAUUGGAGUUUAACCAGUUAUUGCACUUAGGUGACUAUUUAUUUGUAGUUAUUCCCUUCUUUAUGUGAUAUGAGUUAUUUACUUUGUUUAGCUGAAGCACAUAAUUGUCACCUUAAUUUAUCAGUUGGAAUGUUAUCUCAAAGGAAGGUUACACAGAGAAGGAAGAGAAAUAUUUGAGAAGUUAUGGUUUUAAAGGAACAUUAAUGUUUUGUUUGCUUCCUUGUUAACACAUGAUUUAAUACCAGUGAGUCAGUGUGAGAUAAGAUAUAUAUUUAGAGAAGUGAAAAAUAAUUAUCUGAUUUUUUUAAAUGGGAAGGGUUUGUGUUAUGUUUAGGAAGGGAGAGAACUCUAUGAAGGUUGUAUGUAUAUCAUUAAUGCCCUUGUCUGUUGAAUUUCUUUUACCUCAUAUACUUACAUUGUCAAAUAAUGUUUUUAACUUUUAUCUAGCAUUCUGUAACAUAGUUUUGUGUAUUCUAGUAUGAUAUACUGGGCAUUUGGUGUAAUCAGUGUUUGCUGACAUUAUAUAUUUAUAUAUAUAUAUAUUUGUUUAUAUAUAUAUAUUGUAUAAGCUGUGAUGUCGUAAUAGUUUGUUGUUUAAACUUUAAUUAUGAAUUUGAUCAUCUUUUACCAUUAAAAACUGAAUAAUUCUGCAUUUUUGUCGCAGAAACAAAAGCUAUCUCUUUAAUAUUAUAUAUUCUAAAAAUUUUAUGUCAAUUUUGAUAUUAAGUAUAAAUAGAACAAAGUAGUACUUAUUUUUACAUUAAUAGAGAUCUGGAUAUUUGACAUGUCAUAAAAUUUAUAACCCACAGCUGGUGUUCAUUUUAAAGCUGCACACCUCCAGAUGAGCUGAAAUAUUUCAAGAAAUUCAGUCAAAAGAAAAAUAUACUAAGAUCUUAGGAAUAGGAAAAAGAUUCAAUAUGUAAUUAUUUACAUAUUAUGUGCAAUUAAUGACUGAUUUUGAAGUAUCAAUUAUUAUAAUUCUACUGCGUUACUAACAUAGUAAGAGGUAUUUAUGUAUAUUUAAUUUUGGUCACCUCUUGUGGUAAUGUACGUGGAUUGAAAGUGCCGUUUGCAAUGUGUAAAUUACUUUCUUUGUUCACUUCACAGUAGUUUACUUUUAAAUAUAUUUUCUAAAAUUUCAUGAAAAUUAGCAUGCAUCCGGAGGCAUGCUGCUUCAAGAGAAUUGAAAUUCAAAAUGGUAUAUGAUCUAGUCAUCUAAGUAAAGUAUUGUAUGAUUACAUAGUAUAUAGAUCGAGAUUGCACUGUAGCCUAAAGUAAAAUAUUGUUUGUUUACUGCUUCUGAAUGAGUGACAAAAAAUCUUGCCGGGAAAUUAUUUUUUGCGGACACAAAUUUUAUUCGUUUCUUGUGUUUCCAUGCCAAAUUUGUUUUUUAAGACUCAGCCUUUUUAACAAAAGAAUAUAAAAUAAAAUAUUGAAUUACAAAUAUGAAUGAAGACACAUAAGUGUAUUGAAAUAUAAUGCUGUUUUGAAAUGUACAUACUGUUUUUGCAUUUUGAUCUGUUUUAAAUUUUAAAUAUGUAUAUGUAAACAAUGUCUAAAUAAAAGUUUUUGAGAAAUAAAAAAUGAUAGCAAAUCUGAAGCAUAAAGAGCUUUUUAAAGACAAACAAAUGACUACAGACUCAAUUGAAAAAAAGUCUAGGUUUAAAGUGUCAAGAAAAUGUUUCACAGGUGGCUUGAUUUCUUUCUUUUAUUAAAUUUUUACAUCACAACAUUCUUUGAUUUUUAAGAUUUUUAUAGAACAAAUGUAACUUAGAAAUGUAAAGUUUAUAUUUUGUCUUAGUCAAAGAGCAUGACAUGAAUCCACUGUAUUUACAUACCUUGAUACCUGUUAAAACUUUUCAUUGCAACUGGGAUAUGAUAUAAUGGGAUAAACAACUGGAGAUUAGCGCCAAAAUAACAUUUUGUGGAAGCAGACAAACAUGCUGCCACCUUGUCAUGCUGAUCGUUUUUAAAGGUUUAUCUCUUUUGGCUGUGGAAACUGAGCAUAUUUUUUUUUUUUCGUCUAUAUUGUCUAAUCAUAGUGUUAUAAAAAUUUAUGAAAGCAAUUAUAUGUUUUAAACAACUUGCUAAUCAAUUAACAGCUGUCAGUUGGAGAAUAAGACCACUUAUCCAGUCAGUUUUUGCUUGUCCUGGUAUAGUAUGUUCCAGUUUGUAACAAUACAUGUAAAAAUUGUAACUAAAAGAUGAAAAAGUUACACAGGUAGUCAAAGAUUGUGUAUACUCAAGAAAUAAUGUCGAAAUAAUGAUAUCGUGUAAGAUCAACACAAUGUUGGUGUAGGAACUUAUAUUUUUUUUUUUUGAACAACUUUCAAGUGUUGAGCGAUACUCAGAUCUUUGCCCAUAGCUUCUGCCGGAUGGUCAACUUAGAUACAUAAAGGAAAAUAACAUUAUUUGAUUUUAGAAAUGAUUAGGGUAAGACUGAUGAAUUGAUCUCUCUGUGUUCUUUACUGUUAACAUAUUUAUAACUGUUGAUGUAAUAUAUUUAUGACUGUUGAUUACUGAUUAUUAACAUGUUUUGUUCAUUAGAAAAUAAUAUUAAUAUGCUAAUUCUAGUUAAUUAAUGUUUCCCUGAUAUUUAUUUAAUGAAAAAAGUAGAAGUUUUGUAGGGUAAUAUUUUAUUUCACACUGCUUCUAUCUUUUUGUUUUGGCAACACACUUGUGCAACAUUUCCAGUGUUUUUCAGUUUCUUGAGUAUGUCCUUAUUUUCAAAAAAAGAAUUUAAAAAAGAAGAAGAAAAAAGGGAAGUAAAUGAACAACAGCAACUUGCAUUUUGAAUACAUUGGUACUAAGAGCAAAACUGAGUUUAUUAAUCUUAUGUUUUAAAAAAAGAAAUAUAAUGUAUGUACAGAAAUUCAAAAGCUGAACGUGAUUGGUCAAAUAUUUUGUUCAACUGAAUGAGUGCCAUACAAUGUACAGUUUCACUUCAAGCAUGUUCAUAUACUAUACAAUCUUACUGUAAAUCAUGCAUGUUCAUAACAAAAGACAUCACAAAUUUGAAUAUAUUUGGGCCCUUUAUAGAAGGGCGGAAAUGACAGAAAUUCUUUUUGAUUUUUUGAUCGCCCACUUGGGGCCCCUUUGUUUGAAUUAUUACGCUCUUUUGAUUAUUUUUUUUAUGCCCCCAUUUCGAAGAAAAGGGGGUAUAUUGCUUUGCACUUGUCGGUCCGUCGGUCUGUCGGUCCGUCGGUCCGUCGGUCCGUAGACCAAAUGGUUUCCGAGUGAUAACUAAAGAACCCUUAGGCCUAGGAACUUCAAACUUGGUAUGGUGAUUGGUCAUGACCAGUAGAUGACCCCUAUUGAUUUUGGGGUCAAGGGGUCAAAGGUCAAGGUCACAUUGACCUUGUAAGCAAAAACGGUUUCCGAUCAAUAACUAAAGAACCUUAAGGCCUAGGAACUUCAAACUUGGUAUGGUGAUUGGUCAUGAUCAGUAGAUGACCCCUAUUGAUUUUGGGGUCAAGGGGUCAAAGGUCAAGGUCACAUUGACCUUGUAAGCAAAAACGGUUUCCGAUCAAUAACUAAAGAACUUUAAGGCCUAGGAACUUUAAACUUGGUAUGGUGAUUGGUCAUGAUCAGUAGAUGAACCCUAUUGAUUUUGGGGUCAAGGGGUCAAAGGUCAAGGUCACAUUGACCUCUUGGGUAAAAACGGUUUCUGAUCAAUAAGAAAAGAACCCUUAGGCCUAGGAACUUCAAACUUGGUAUGGUGAUUGGUUAUGACCAGCAGAUGACCCCUAUUGAUUUUGGGGUUAAGGGGUCAAAGGUCAAGGUCACAUUGACCUUGUAGGUAAAAACGGUUUCCGAUCAAUAACGAAAGAACCCUUAGGCCUAGGGACUUCAAACUUGAUAUGGUGAUUGGUCAUGAUCAGUAGAUGACCUAUUGAUUUUGGGGUCAAGGGGUCAAAGGUCAAGGUCACAUUGACCUCUUAGGUAAAAACGGUUUCCGAUCAAUAACUAAAGAACCCUUAGGCCUAGGAACUUCAAACUUGGUAUGGUUAUUGGUCAUGACCAGCAGAUGACCCCUAUUGAUAUUGGGGUUAAGGGGUCAAAGGGCAAGGUCACAUUGACCUUGUAGGUAAAAAUGCUUUCCAAUCAAAACCUUAAGAACCCUUAGGCCUAGGAACUUCAAACUUGGUAUGGUGAUUGGUCAUGACCAGCAGAUGACCUAUUGAUUUUGGGGUCAAGGGGUCAAAGGUCAAGGUCACAUUGACCUUGUAGGUAAAAAGGGGUUCCGAUCAAUUAACUAAAAACGCUUAGGCCUAGGAACUUCAAACUUUGUAUGAUGAUUGGUCGUGACCAGUAGAUGACCCCUAUUGAGUUUUGGGUCAAUGGGGUCAAAGGUUAAGGUCAUGACCAGUAGAUACUUGAUAACCCUUAUUAAUUGUUUGAUCACUGGGUCAGAAGUCAUGCAUAAUAACCUUAUCACAUGACUAAUUGGCUGCUGAUAGGGGGCAUACAUGUUUUACAAACAUAUCUUGUUUAAGUAAAGUCAUUACGGUAGUUUGUCCUUUUAUCAUACGGUAUUGCCGUUUCUGAUAACACCCUUAUUCAUUUUCUUUCACUAAGCCUUGGAAUAUAUUUUUAUCAACUUUUCCACACAGUUUACUUGUUUAUUGAACAAUACUGUAAUAUUUGAUAUUUAAGUAUUAUGCUGGAACAUGUUUCCUUUGGCGGGGUUUGCCACUGGAUGGCAUCAAAGACAAGGAGCCACUUGACUCAUAAUUUGGUCAUGUAUUCUGUUUGUGUAUGGGCCCUAAAUAACACAAUAAAGAAUCAAUUUGAGCUUUUCAACGAUAGACGAGGACAAAGAGAGCUUUAAUUAAAUUUGUUUCUAGUGACAAUUAUUAAAGUUGAGUCAAAGCCCUGCCAGGGGAGCAGUCAUUGUAGUCUCUGAUAUUUUUGUUUAUGUGUGUUUAUAUAUCAGAAUCUGUUACUCUUUUUUUUAUAUUAUCUCUUGAUCAUUUUUGCAUGAUAAUUUAUGUAUUUUUAUUGAAAAAUUUAAAAGUUAAAAUAUUCUUAGGCCAGUGUUUAACAUAGAAUGUUAGUCCUUAUGAUUGAGAAGCUGUAUUUUUGUAAAAUAACAAUAAAUUACAAUGGAAAGGCUUUUUUGAGGAGGGGGCGGGUUCUUAAGGUUAUAUAACUUUUAUUCUGAGAUCUGUCACAGGAUUUAUAUAAGUCCGUGAACAUUUUGUGCUGGUUUUCUUACCAAUCAAGUAUCUGAUUUGAGCUUUGAAAGUUUUGAAAUUUGAGCUUUAGUGGUUCAAAAAAGAAGGAACUCUCAUUUACUCAUGGAAUGAGUAGAUCUGAUUUUUGCAUUUUCUUGUAUUUUUUUAUAAGUCUUUUUAGUUCAUUGUUGUCUGUUGGGUGAUAUUUUUUCUUGUGAACAAACAAUGGAGCUUUAAAAGUAUUAAUUUCUAUGUAUAUUUUAGCUAGAUAUUGAUAUUAUGUUAGACUGGUAUGGGGUUAUUUUGUGUGUUUUGUUUAGUAUAAUGUGCCUUUUUUGUUAGUGUUGGUGCAUUUUCUAGUAGAUUAUUUUAUAUUUAUUUUUCACUUGAUUAUCAAUAUUUUCACAAGUUUGACAGCAGAAACAAAUUAGAAACACAAUAUGAAUAUUAUGCCAGUUUUUCUUCAUCUAGAGAAAUACUGUGCUAAUUUUAGUCUUAACUAUGGUCACUAAACAAAAUAAAAAAAUUUAUCAUAUAAGCUUCGAUUUCAGUGAUGCAAAGUAGCUUCAGGAUAUUAAGGCAGUGAUUCUUUUAUUUCUUUGUUCUCAAUGACAAAAAUACCUAUUUCUUCCCCAAAUAUUAUGGUUAAAUAAAUUUUUAAUAAAGUAACAUUAUGCCCAUUUUUCCACUGUCGAGUUAAGCCAAAAUUCUUACAUAUUUUUAAAGACUGAUUAUAAAUAUGGAAAAAUUUUAAUUGACCAAUAAUUGAAAAUGACUUGCAUUUAGGAUAAAAUAUCAAAACUGCAUAAAAUGAUAUUAUAAAAAGACUGCCGCACUCAUUUUUAUAAAAAAAAUUGAAAGAUAUCAAUACAUUCAGAGGGAUAUUUUUAGACAACUGGUUCAUGUGGGUUAUUGAUUAUUUAUGUUACUGAUUGCAAUAUAAAACUGAAAACAAAGAUGACAAAAUGAAAUGUAAUUUUGAAUUUUACCUGGACAGUUGCAUUUACUCAUUGAUGAGCAUAAUGCCACUUUAAAUGUAAUCUGUCUCACUUGUUGUUAGUUAUUAUGAUAAAGUUUUAUACAUUUGGAAAUGCUUACAUUUAGAUUUGACCAUCUUUUUCAUAUUCCUUUCUGAUUAAACAAUUUUUUUUUGAUGUCAGAAUUUGUAGAUCAAAUAACCAAUAUAUUUAGUAUAAAAAAGCAAACUAAUACCCAAAGUACUUAUUGUUCAUAACAACUCCCAAUUUACUAACUAAUCUCAGUAACUUACAUCUCUAACAGUUUAUUAUUGCCUGACAAUGCUUUAUUUAUUUGGCUGAAUUUUUAUAUAUAAAAAAAUUUGUAUAGAAAAAUACCCUGCAUUUUACUAUUAAAUUUUAUUUUUUAUUUAUGUGUACACCAUAAAGCUUUUGUGGAAGUUCAAGUAAAAAACUAUAAACAACAAAAACCUCUUGAAAAGUUAAGAGGAAAAAAUGGCACUCAAAGAAAUAUAUUUUUUGAUACACUAUUACUUCUUGUUAUCUUGUUUCUUGUGUCCUUUUUUUAAAAUUCUAAAACAAAGAAGCUCAGUUGUGAAGUGUUAGUUAAGGCCUACUAGAUUAUAUAUUGUUUGUUAGUAUUUUGAAUGUUGUCUGUUAUAAUAUGGAUAGUUUAAAUAGAAGUUAUUAGUGAUUUGUAUCUUUUAAACUGUAGAAAAAUAAAUGUUUCUUAAAAAUUUA
Ruditapes philippinarum (Manila clam) is the source of this 8039-nucleotide messenger RNA. Its product is annotated as CD82 antigen-like. The record is from RefSeq and is a predicted model, not a curated record. The transcript is spliced from 9 exons. Gene Ontology annotation, cellular component: membrane. Lineage: Eukaryota; Metazoa; Mollusca; Bivalvia; Venerida; Veneridae. The coding region runs from base 168 to 956 and encodes 262 amino acids.